This is a messenger RNA of Lodderomyces theae, 948 nucleotides long. RefSeq names its product ribosome biosynthesis protein (gene MAK16). The record is from RefSeq and is a predicted model, not a curated record. Gene Ontology annotation, biological process: maturation of 5.8S rRNA; maturation of LSU-rRNA. The coding region runs from base 1 to 948 and encodes 315 amino acids. The transcript has a single exon. Gene Ontology annotation, cellular component: nucleolus; preribosome, large subunit precursor. Lineage: Eukaryota; Fungi; Ascomycota; Pichiomycetes; Serinales; Debaryomycetaceae.
AUGUCGGACGAAGUUAUUUGGCAAGUCAUCAAUCAUCAAUUCUGCGCUUUCAAAUUAAAGACUGAGAAGCAAAAUUUCUGCAGAAAUGAAUACAACGUAAGUGGGUUGUGUUCGAGACAGUCAUGUCCCUUGGCUAAUGCUCGGUAUGCUACAGUUAAAAAUGUUGGUGGGAAGUUGUACCUAUAUAUGAAAACAGCUGAAAGGGCUCAUAUGCCAAAUAGAUGGUGGGAGAGAAUCAAGCUUUCCAAGAAUUACAACAAGGCAUUGUCACAAAUUGAUCAUCAUUUGCAAUAUUGGCAGAAGUUCUUACAGCACAAGUGUAAGCAGAGGUUGACGAGAUUGACACAGGUUGCAAUCACGGAGAGAAGAUUGGCAUUGAAUGAAGAAGAGAGACAUUUGGUGGGAGUUAAACCAAAGGUAAAGAGGAGAGAAGAAAAUAGAGAACGAAAAGCGUUGGCUGCUGCCAAGAUCGAGAAAGCUAUAGAGAAGGAGUUGUUGGAGAGAUUAAAGAGUGGUGCAUAUGGGGACAAACCAUUGAAUGUUGAUGAAAGUAUAUGGAAAAAAGUAUUGGGCAAAGUUGAUGAAGUUGAACAAGAGGAAGAGUUUGACGAUGAUGAGGAAGAGGACGUUGAGCUUGAGAGUGAAGACGAGGAAGACGAGGAAGAUAUGGGAGAAGUUGAAUAUGUUGAGGACUCGGGUGACGAUGACUUGGUAGAUAUGGAAGAUUUGGAGAAAUGGUUGGAUGAUUCUUCUGCUGGAGAAAGCGAAGAAGAGAGCGAUGAUGAUGAUGAUGAUGGUGACAACGACAACGACGAAGAGACUAAUGAUGCAAACUCGAAGAAGAGAAAGGCAGACGAUACAAAUCAAAAGAAGAAGAAGAAGAGAAGACCACGGGUGGAAAUCGAAUACGAAGAAGAGGAGCCUCUACACACAAAUAUAGCUGCAUAG